GACGGCUUCGCGGUUCAGAUCCUGGCCAACCUGUGGCGCUUGGACGGGCCAGUGCAGCCAGAGUGGAGCAUGGAGCGCUUUGCAAAGCUGGGCGUCCUCUGCUUCGCGGACACCACGCAGCCCUUCUGCAAGCACGCCCUGGAUCUGAGGCUCUACCAGGCCCUCCAGGCUGUGUGCAUUUGGACCCUGGCCCUGUUGCUCCGUGCAAUCGGGCUCAGAAAUGGUGCCUCGAAUCUUUGGGAGUUCUGCAACGCAGACGCCCUGUGUGCCACCAUCCUCGUGAAGGGAGCCUUGAGCUUCCAGCGUGCCCGAAGGGUGCCGCAUGACUUGGCGCAGCUGCAGAAGGCGAUCCUCUCCAGCGCGCUGGGCCUCAGCCACCCGAGCCUCGUCUUUGACGGCGAGGGCGAGGCCGACGUUGGCAUCGCCGAGCGCCAGGAACAGCUGCUGAGCCACUGUGCACUGCUGGCAGCCGUGGCCUCUGAGAAUGAGCUCCUGGACUGUUUGUUAUCUUAUGACUGGGCAGCGGCAACGGACCUUGUGCCCGUGCUGGCUGCGCAUCUGGCGGUAAUGGCGAGCUCGACACAGCUCCCUCUUCCCCAUCUUGAAGAUGCUGCCACCAACUAUCUGCGGCACCUGAAGCUCCGGUCCCUGAUUAUUUGGGACAUACUUCUCCUCGAGACCUCGCCUGAGCGCGGCUUCCUGCGUGACUGCGCGCAGCUCGCCUUCCACGUGGCUCCCAGCCCGGAAGCGGCCAGGUCCCUGGUCUCUCGGGUGAACGAGGCCGACGCCCUGGCCGUGGCGUUCUCCUGCGCCCUUCUGGCAAACGCAGGCCUGGGGCCGAAGGAGACGGCCGAGACGGCCAAGCUCUUCCACAAACUCUCCGCGGCGAUGCGGGGACAGGCGAGGGCUCAACUGGAGAUGACCAGUUUCUGGAGAAAGGACAAGGCGGAUGACUGGCUGUCGCUUUUCGGCCUGGAGCCCAAAGAGGCGAAACCGAAAAGGCCGGAGCCGGAGCGCAGCACCGUGCUUGCUGAGAGCAGGAGGCGAGCACCUUCAACUCCUGGACUUCGAGAUCUCAUGUCUGACGUUCCCAAGGAGUUUUGCUGCGCACUGGAUGGCAGGCUGCUUGUGGAUCCAGUCCGCACGCCGGGCGGCCGCGUCUACGAGCGCUCAGUGCUGGCCAAGACACUGGCGGAAGGAGAUCCUCGUGUGCUUUCCGACAGCCCGUACACCCUGCAAGACUGCCAGCGAGACGCAGGCUUGCGAGCCAGGAUCGUCGAUUGGGUUCGAAGCACUCACUCCCAAAGCAAGGAGAAAAGGCAUAGUAGAUGCGGGGUUUGCUGUUUGGCUCCGAUGUGCUCGUCCACAACGCGCAGCAUGGGUGCCAGCCGACAGUCGAGAUUGAAGAGGCUUUGCUUCACUUUGGCUUGGUCCGGUUCACUGGCCCAAGACGGCUUGGCAGAUGCUGUCGUGGAGUGGAUUGGUGUCUUUGUCUUCCGUGCAGGUUCAGACAGGCUGGCUGCGACAGCAUCAGCUGAGGAAGUGGAGAUGCUCACCAAGCUGACCGGGUUGGCCGACAUUGCCUACGAUAUCCUACGAUGA
Molecule: messenger RNA, 1602 nt
Organism: Symbiodinium necroappetens
Lineage: Eukaryota; Dinophyceae; Suessiales; Symbiodiniaceae
Source: the annotation of a GenBank genome assembly